CCGCUUAAGCGCAUAGGCCAAAAUUGCGAAGUCACAGUUCAGCGCUUAGUCGGCUUAGUGCUGCGAAACCCACGUAUAAUUUUCCGAGAGAAACCAAAAAGGUUAUUUAAGCCAAAAUCCUUCCAACUUUGACGAUGAGUAUUAUGCUAUCAUUUUCUCGGCGCCUGAACUCCUAUCAUCUGCUCAAUCAAACUCAAUUUCUCCGCCGAUUUUCUGCUGAUGUUUAUCCACCGCCGGGAAUCAAAUCGGAGAGUCAGAAAUCGGUGGAAGUCCAAUUUUUAGAUAAUCUUCAGAAAAUCCCGCAACAUGAUUGGGUGUCGAGCGAGUCGCUAAGUUCGCUUCUAGCAUCUUCUUCCUCUGUUUCUCCUCUAGUAUUCUCUCAAAUCACACGGCGGCUGGGAUCAUACUCUCUGGCAGUUUCGUUCUUCGAGUAUUUGGAUGCGAAAUCUCAGUCUCUAGAACGGCGCGAAGAUGCUCUCUCCUUGGUGUUUCAGUCGGUUAUCGAAUUCGCCGGUAGUGAACCAGACUCGCGGGAUAAGCUUCUCCGGCUCUACGAGAUUGCCAAAGAGAAGAAUAUCCCGCUUACCGUCGUUGCCACUAAGCUUCUCAUCCGGUGGUUUGGGCGUAUGGGAAUGGCAAACCAGUCGAUUCUUGUAUACGAACAACUCGAUUCGAAUAUGCAAAACACGCAAGUUCGAAAUGUUGUGAUCGACGUCCUGCUCAAAAAUGGACUUGCGGAUGAUGCCUUCAAGGUGCUCGACGAAAUGCUUCGGAAAGAAUCAGUUUUUCCUCCUAAUAGAAUUACGGCUGAUAUUGUUUUCCAUGAGGUUUGGAGGGGAAUGCUUUUGAAAGAAGAUGAGAUUAUUAGGUUGAUUUCAAGAUUUAGCUCCCAUGGCGUUUCCCCAAGCUGUGUUUGGUUGACUCGGUUUAUAACUAGUCAAUGCAGAAAUGCUCGCGUUGAUGUAGCUUGGGAGAUUUUGAGCGAUCUGAUGAAGAACAAAGCCCCGCUUCAAGCUCCUUCCUUCAAUGCGCUUUUGACAUUCUUAGGAAGGAAUAUGGACAUUGGUAGAAUGAAUGCCAUAGCUUUAAAGAUGGAUGAGAUGGAAAUUCGGCCUGAUGUAGUAACUUUGGGGAUUCUUAUCAACACUUUGUGCAAAUCAAGGAAGGUGGACGAAGCUCUCCAAGUUUUUCAACAAACGUGUGGAAAGAAAACUGAUGAUGGAAAUGUGAUUAAAGCUGAUUCCAUUCAUUUUAACACUCUCAUCAACGGGUUAUGCAAGGUGGGGAGGAUGAAAGAAGCGGAGGAGCUAUUGGCAAGGAUGAAAAUGGAAGAGAAUUGUGUGCCAAAUACAGUUACUUACAAUUGCUUGAUUGGUGGGUAUUGCAUAGCGGGACAGCUUGAGUCGGCUAAAGAAGCUGUUUCUCGGAUGAACGAGGACGGGAUUAAACCGAAUGUGGUCACUCUUAAUACAGUUAUUGGUGGAAUGUGCAGGCACAAUGGAGUGAACAUGGCGGUUGGUUUCUUUAUGGAUAUGCAAAGGGAAGGCUUGAAAGGUAAUGUGGUUACGUAUAUGACACUGAUCCAUGCUUUUUGCUGCGUCGGUAACGUAGAAAAGGCUAUGCAUAUGUUUGAACAAAUGUUGGAAGCUGGUUGUUCUCCUGAUGCAAAGAUCUAUUAUGCUUUGAUCUCUGGGUUGUGCCAAGCUAGAAGAGAUCAUAACGCAGUGAGAGUGGUGGAGAAACUGAAACAAUCAGGGUUUUCUCUUGAUUUAUUGGCUUACAACAUGCUUAUUGGGUUGUUUUGUGAUAAAAAUAACGGAGAGAAAGUCUAUGAGAUGCUAACCGAUAUGGAGGAAGCAAAGUUGAAACCGGAUUCCAUCACUUACAACACUCUGAUUUCGUUUUUUGGCAAACUCAAGGACUUCGAGAGUGUUCAGAAAAUGAUGGAGAAUAUGAGAGAAGAUGGGUUAAACCCGACUGUCGUGACAUAUGGAGCGAUAAUCGAAGCUUAUUGCUCAGCUGGGGAUACAAACGAGGCAUUGAAGCUAUUCAAUGACAUGGGUUUGCACUCCAAGGUCAAUCCAGACACUGUGAUAUACAACAUUCUCAUAAACGCAUUUUGCAAGCUUGGGAAUUUCGGAAAAGCACUGUCUCUAAAAGAGGAAAUGAAAGAGAAAAUGGUGAGACCGAAUGUUGAAACAUACAAUGCCUUGUUCAGGUGUCUUAAGGGGGAAAACCAAAAGGAGACGUUGUUUAAACUGAUGGAUGAGAUGAACGAGCUGUCAUGUGAAGCCAAUCAGACCACCUGGGAGAUUCUAAUGGAGCGUCUCACAAGUUCUGAUGAUUUGAUUAAGCUGAAAAAGUCUUUGCAAGGUUACUCUGUUGCCUCUCCGAUCGAGAAAGCUUCACCUUUCAAUGUCUUUAGCUUGGGAUAAUGGUUCAGUUUCAGUAACCUCUACCUCGAUUCUUUGCUACUUUUAUACAAUUACGCAAUCGUUAGUUUAUUGUGCAAUUGUAAUAACCGAACAAAAAGGAAGAUAUUCCUUUGUUUUGUAAUUUUAGCAGUUAAGGUGAAAUGCAUUUCUACC
Molecule: messenger RNA, 2588 nt
Organism: Eutrema salsugineum
Lineage: Eukaryota; Viridiplantae; Streptophyta; Magnoliopsida; Brassicales; Brassicaceae
Product: pentatricopeptide repeat-containing protein At5g28460
Exons: 1
Coding region: 135-2435 (766 amino acids)
Molecular function (GO): protein binding
Source: RefSeq, a predicted model, not a curated record